Molecule: messenger RNA, 3171 nt
Organism: Macrobrachium nipponense
Lineage: Eukaryota; Metazoa; Arthropoda; Malacostraca; Decapoda; Palaemonidae
Product: caskin-2-like
Exons: 6
Coding region: 627-1946 (439 amino acids)
Molecular function (GO): protein binding
Source: RefSeq, a predicted model, not a curated record
ACUGGCUAUGCUAGUCUAUGUUCUUCAUUGGCAACGCGUCUCGGUCGGGGGAGGGAGUGUACCGGUCCGUACAGAGGGGCCCUUUCCAUUAUUAUAUCUCGAGCACCGACAACUUUAUACGUAGUACAGGUAAAAACAAAAUGUAAGUAAAUAGUGUUGAGUAUCCCGAAACCCAUGAAAAGUGAUGAGAGCACGUUCCCUCUCAAAAACGAAGUGGUCCAGACUAUCAAAACCGACUGAUCAAGUCCGAAAGAUGCAUUUUGUGAAACACAAGACGUAAAGAAUUGACUACUGGCCCACAGCAGUGUCAGAAAAUUCGGUUGCGUGAAGCGAAAUUUUUAAUCAUGGUGGGGAAGUAGGAGCACAGCUGAGAGCUGUAAAGAGAUGAGUAAAAAGAGAUUUGUUCAGUAAGCAAAAGCAAGCUGUAGUCGUGCAAGAAGAUCAUUCUUGAACCACGUUUAAACGAAGAAGCAAACAUCAGGAGGAUUGGUCAACCCAACGCCCGCUUUUAAAAACAAGAAGAGCACAAGUUGUGUUUGUAAACAAACUUGUAGAUCGCGAGGAGGUUACAGCAGCAGCUCCUUCCUAAUGGCUCUCCUUGGAAGACUUCCCUCGGCUGCAUAUUAAUGUAUAGAAGCCGAUACCCGGCGCCCCUGACGAAAACGGCCUCCUGUAGAGACAUUCCGCUGUCGCAGAAGGGACCUUCAGACGAAAACCAAGACCACUACAUAGACGGCGGAGAAUGCCUCACCAACAUUCCUGAAGAAGGCGAAGAAAAGGCAGCAGGAGCAUCAGGGGAAGAGGAGCCUCAACGGGAAAGGACACAAGAGGUUAAGGGAGCAGGGAGGCAAGGGCAAGGCACGCAUUUAUACCUUUGGGGCACCGGCUGGAAGAGCGAGGCUGACUUACCUUCGUCAGUAGCAGAUUGUUUUGAGGACCCUUCUCUUUUGGCCAGACUACAAGCCCGGCUACUGACGCUUCUAGGAAGGGCUAGUAGGUACCGCCUUCAUCGAGGUCUCGGCGUUCCCCCAGUCAUGUCUUUGGACACGUUACGCCGGAAGGUGAAGGAAGCCCGCAAGCGUCUCCUACACCACCAUCCUACGGUCGCCACCUCAGCGUCCCAACACUCGACUUCCUCUUCGUCAUCAACCUCCAGCUCUCCACUGACCAGGAAGGACACCAGCGACUCUUUGGCCACCCCAGACUCACCGGCGUCGAGGCUGUCGUCCCCAGGAGUGAUCCACGACGCUCUGAGCAGGAGGAAUGACUCCGGCAUCUCUCCUCCCGGAAACAACUCCCUCCAGCAGUACUGGGGAGGCGGGGAUAGGGAAACCAGCGGGGGAGAGGAGGAGCUGGAACUCCUUCAGCAGUACCUCAACCUCCAGCAGCUGGCUGUGUCGAGAAAACACUCGACUCAGCUGAGGAGGAUUCGCGAUUCCCUCGUCAGCCGCGUCAGGAGCAGGCCGUCCUCCAUGGUCAAGCCUUCCGUCGCGCCCAGGGAGAACCCAAAAGCUCCGGUGCCCAACAAGGAGAGGCAGGCGCUUCGGAAUUUCCUUCUGGAUAUAGGUUUCGUGCAGUACUACUCACUACUAAAUCGCCAUGGAUAUGACCUGGCAACGGCAGCUCACAUGGAUGCUCUGGAUCUAGCCAGCGUCGGCAUCACUGAACCUCUCCAUCGAAUGGCCAUCAAGUUUGAGUUCGACCUUGUGAAAAGACCACCUCCAGUUCCAGAUGACAUUCCAGAGACCUGUGAAGAAUGGCUAUCCUCUAUGGGCCUGGAAGACUACAUUGAAAACUUCCACCAAAAUGGUAUCUAUUGCCCUCUAGCGGCGCUGGGGCUAACUAAGCGGGACCUUCAAGUAAUGGGCAUCUACAUGCUGGGUCACAGGAAGAAAAUCCUCCUCGCCAUUUUGGGGUUGAAAGAGUCGCUCUUGAGGAGGGAGUGAAUGGCCGUCGAUUUCAGGCCAGGAUUGUCUACUGCGCAGGAUGGUGAUGUAGGGUAAAAGGUCUCCCGUGACUUCCUGUAGUUUCUUCAAUGCAAAGUUUAUUGUACAAGUCCAGAGGCCAUUGUUAAGUGUCUUAGAAUGACCUCUUAUCGUCUCUGUAAGUCAAAGUUUGUCAUUCACUGCAGAGAAUUCUGAAUGUAUAGAACUUCAUUUCAAAAUCUCUUUUCACAUUUUGUAACCUAUGUAACCUAGUUUUUUCUUUAAUAUAUCAUUUGGAUCCAAGUAAAUUCAUGACAGGAGGUUUAUCAUCUGGACAAGAGAAGCUUGAUUCAUGUAAUUCCGUACAAUGUCCAGACUUUUUCAAUGCCUUCUUCAGUUUCAUAUAACUCCAAGUUUAUCAAGCAUCCAUAGGUAACUUCAUUAACGGUUUUUGUUAUGUUUCUAUGGACUUAUUAACUAAUAGUAGCUUUGAUACUUUAUGAAAAAACUCAUUGCUCAAUGGUAAACCUCUUGGCUUCAUUAGUUUCUGAAUCUUCCAUUCAUUAAUGUUCCAAGUUCGUCGAAUAAGAGUGAUUUGACUCCAGAUCUAUCGUACAGCGCAAAAGUCAUUGACUUCUUACAGUUACUGUAACAAAUAAACUUUAUUAUGCAGUUCAAACGUCGGUGGGGUUCUAUUACUAACAUACAGACAUAUCAUACAAUGCAAAGGCUUGUUAACAAAUUUGAUUAUGUUGUAGAUAUGUGUAAAUAUGACAAUAAAGACGUACUAUAUCACCCUUCACCUUAGUUUACAAUGUUGACAAGUUCUUUCUUUCAUGAACGAAGUUCAUAGUGGCUGAUUCUGAAAACAGGCGAGAAAAAUGACUUGACUUACGUUCUGAUGAGAUUGAACGUUAAAGAUACGAGUUCGUAUUUUUCUGUACAUAAUCAUCUUGAUAUUUUGUAAAGAACAAAAGACUAACAGUUAGGUUUUUUCUUUUUUAUAGGCUAUGUAGGAAAAAGCACUUAAUUUAGUACAGAAUCCUUUUUGUCACUUAUCUGUAGAUUUUUAAACGUUGCUAUGCCUGGUCUAUGAAAGUUUGGAAUGCUGUAUCAUGUUUAUAUAGAGUUUUAGGAAGCAUAUAUGAAACUUUACUUUUAUAAUCAAUAUUUAUGAUGUACAGGUAUGUGUACAGCUUGUUAAGAUGUGAUAAUGUAGAAUAUUAAGUAUACAACAAUUUUUAUA